AUGCUUAGUCCGAUUCCUGUGCAACAUGAGGUCGUUGGUGCCGAGUACGCCUUUCUGAACUCGUCGGUUCAGAAGGACUCUGCGGUCUACGAUAGUCUUCGUGUGCAGCUAAGUCGACACCUUCCAAGAAUGAUCCCCAGAAUUAGAGACGAAUUGGCUGCAUCGAUAGACAGUACGUUUGGAUUGGAUACAGAGUGGAGUGAAGUUUGCAUCUACACUCUUGUACGGGGAGUGACUGUUCGCAACUCACAAUCACUAUGCACCGAUGACGAGCUCGUUGAGAACCUGUCCAAGUUCUCGACCAGUGUCAUACCCAGUGCAAUCGCUCUAUCGUUGUUUCCCCCACUCCUCAAACCCUUCACUUCCCGACUCACAUCGAUCUUCAACCACAUCUACAUGAGAAGAGCCCUGAAGAUCCUCAGUCCACACAUAGAGAGGAGAAUCAUCGCCGUCGAAAACGGACUUUUAAAGGACCUCCCACAAGACGAUGUGCUUAAUUGGCAUAUCCACGAAGCACUACGCAAAAAAGAACCUCGCUUUGAGAUGGCCGACGUCAUUGCUUGUCGCGUAUUUGCCACAGUGUUUGCAGCACUGGAAUCAACAACACUGACGAUGACAUAUGCUCUCUUCAACGUUUGCGCAAGCAAUCCUUCCACGCAGGUUUGGCAAGCUUUGGAGGAGGAAGCGCUUGCUGUUUUCCCCACAAACCUGGAUGAAACAAGUUUGAAUGUCCUGUAUGUUGCGGACAGCGUUAUCAAGGAAACACUUCGGCUUAAUACUGCGAUCAAAGCACUUUCAGUGGAGGUCAUGCACGAAGAUGGUCCGAAGAUCAAGGAUCGUAUGAUCCAUCUCCCUCAAGGCGCCCGCGUGAGUAUCUCUGCUUGGGGAAUCCAUCAUGACCAGGACAUUUAUCCUAAUGCAUACGCAUUCGACCCAUUUCGAUUCGUACCGUUACACAACGGUGAGGGCAUUCAGGACACGAAUUCUCUCGUAACACCUUCAGAAAUUUACGUUCCGUUUGGGCUUGGGAAGCAUUCUUGUCCCGGGCGACAGUUUGCGGCUGUUGUUACGAAGGUGUUUGUUGCAUAUUUGGCGGUGAAUUAUGAUUUAGAGGAAGUCCAUGAGAAGCCUCGUUUCCUAAGUUUGGGACAUCUCCCUGUACCUCCUGUGAGGGCAAAGCUGAGAGUCCGAAGGAAACCAAGUGAGUAG
This is a messenger RNA of Fusarium mangiferae, 1209 nucleotides long. RefSeq lists its product as uncharacterized. NCBI's taxonomy places the organism in Eukaryota, Fungi, Ascomycota, Sordariomycetes, Hypocreales, Nectriaceae. The record is from RefSeq and is a predicted model, not a curated record. Gene Ontology annotation, molecular function: heme binding; oxidoreductase activity, acting on paired donors, with incorporation or reduction of molecular oxygen; iron ion binding. The transcript is spliced from 2 exons. Bases 1 to 1209 code for a protein of 402 amino acids.